Pisolithus orientalis is the source of this 1541-nucleotide messenger RNA. RefSeq lists its product as uncharacterized. NCBI's taxonomy places the organism in Eukaryota, Fungi, Basidiomycota, Agaricomycetes, Boletales, Pisolithaceae. Gene Ontology annotation, biological process: response to heat; protein refolding. Bases 107 to 1300 code for a protein of 397 amino acids. Gene Ontology annotation, cellular component: nucleus; cytoplasm; cytosol. The record is from RefSeq and is a predicted model, not a curated record. The transcript has 6 exons. Gene Ontology annotation, molecular function: ATP binding; Hsp70 protein binding.
CACAGCUUUUGACGACCGGCGUCCCUUCAAAAAACCCUCCGAGGUCGGCCAUCCAGUGUCAUUCGCUUGCCCUCAGUCCUUUCCCGGUAGUCCAGCACUCACCACCAUGGUAAAGGAAACCAAAUAUUAUGACCUCCUCGAGGUACCUGUCGAUGCUUCCGAGAGUGACCUCAAGAAGGCCUACAGAAAAAAAGCCCUCAGACUACAUCCCGAUAAAGGUGGCGAUCCAGAACUCUUCAAGGAGGUGACACAUGCGUACGAGAUUCUGUCGGACUCAGAUAAACGUAGAAUAUAUGAUUCCCGAGGUGAAGCUGGUCUUUCCGAGCAGGGUGGCAUGGGAGGUAUGGAUCCACAGGAUCUUUUCAGUCAACUCUUUGGUGGUGGCGGCUUCUUCGGCGGUGGCGGCAGCAGAAAUCAAGUCCGUAAAACUAAAGAUCUCGUCCAUCGUGUCCAUGUAUCUCUCGAAGAUCUUUAUCGUGGAAAGACCACCAAACUCGCACUAACCCGCAACAUUCUAUGCUCAAAGUGUGGUGGUAAAGGCGGCAAGGAAGGCGCAGUCCGGCCCUGUGGUGGGUGCGGCGGGCGUGGCGUCAAGCUCACACUUCGCCAGAUGGGCCCUAUGAUCCAGCAGAUACAGUCCUCCUGCGACGAUUGUAAUGGUACCGGGGAGGUUAUAAACCCGAAAGAUCGGUGCAGUCAGUGCAAGGGUAAAAAAGUCCUUCCGGAAAAGAAGAUACUCGAGGUACACAUAGACAAGGGCAUGAAGGGCGGUCAGACAAUUACCUUCCGCGGAGAGAGCGAUCAAUCCCCAAAUGCCGAGUCUGGAGACGUUGUCAUCGUCGUCGAAGAAAAGCCUCAUGACCGCUUCAAGCGCCAAGAGAACAACCUCAUCACCGAACUCGAAAUUGACCUCCUUACCGCACUCGGUGGUGGCGAAGUCGCCAUCAAACACCUCGACGAUCGUGCCCUGCUCAUCAGGUUCAUACCGGGGGAAGUUGUUAAGAACGAAUCAGUCAAAGUCAUCCGCGGCCAAGGUAUGCCGUCUCAACGGCACCAUGAGCCUGGCGACCUUUACGUCAAAUUCAUCGUUAAAUUUCCGGAUAACAUUGAUUCUUCCAAAGUCGGGUUACUGGAAAAGGCGCUUCCACCACGUAACCCGAUGCCGCACUUCCCCAAGAACGUGCAUCUGGAAGAGGUCGACUUAGACGAACCAGAUGCACGUUCAGCGAAUGCAAUGGCGGAUGAUGCAAUGGACGAGGAUCACGAUGGAGAACCGCGGGUACAGUGCGCGAACCAAUGAGGUCGUGGUGGAUUUAGGACACUUUCAUUGCUCACAUUCGUACGACUAGUACCCUGGGGGCACCAUAGAUCACUGCAUCUUGUUCUGCAAUUUCAUCUCAUUUAAUAGGUACCAGCAAUAAUUGUAAGAAAUGUACUAAUUAACCAGAAACAUCCCAGCGAAUCUGUGAGGUAUCAUCAGAAACAGAAAUCGAGGCCUCACCGUGAAGGCAACUCACUUCUGGAUUAAGCCUGUACUUUUC